AUGUUUAGACCCCAAAGCGCGACGUCUCGCCAGGAAUCUGAGAUGGCGGCCAAGAGCCUCCGGGAGCUCCAAGCCGCUGGAAACUCUGCCGACCCGGUGCAGCGUCUCCGACUCCUCUGCCUUUCUCGCGGAGCCACGGGCAUCCUUGGUCUCGGGAGGCUAUUCAGGAGAAUGGACGAAGACGGCAACAAGAAAUUGAAUCUGGAGGAAUUUAUAUUAGGUUUGAGAGAAAUCGGCUUGGAAAUCACGGACGACGAGGCGAAGGAUAUGUUCCAAAAAUUUGAUACCGAUGGGAGCGGUAGCGUUAACAUGGACGAAUUUUUGGUACACAUUAGGCCACCACUACCUGAAUCAAGAAGGAAAGUGAUAGAAGAGGCUUUUCAAAAAAUGGAUAAAUCUGGAGAUGGAGAAAUAACAAUAGACGACUUGAAGAAUGUAUACAAUGUGAAAUCACAUCCAAGAUAUAUAUCUGGAGAAGAUUCAGAGGAGGCUAUUUUGAAGAAAUUUUUGGGAAAUUUCGAACAAGAUGCAACUAGAGAUGGAAUAGUAACUAAAGAAGAGUUUUUCAACUAUUAUUCAGCCAUAAGUGCCUCCAUAGAUAAUGACUGCUACUUCGACUUGAUGAUGAGACAGGCCUACAAAUUGUAAACUAUCACUGAAGUUUUGAAGACACAAAAUAAUCAAGCUUUUAAUAAAAUAAUAUCACUAAAAAUUGAAGUUAUAUUGUUAUUUAUUACAUUUUCUAUUUUGUUCAAGUGUGAUUUGUAAAUGUUAACUUUAAAUAAGUUUUAUCCACAUAUAUUUUUUAGACUAAGGUUUUUUGUUGUGAAUUUAAAUAAACAUUUACAGUGUUUA
Molecule: messenger RNA, 855 nt
Organism: Anoplophora glabripennis (Asian longhorned beetle)
Lineage: Eukaryota; Metazoa; Arthropoda; Insecta; Coleoptera; Cerambycidae
Product: calcyphosin-like protein
Exons: 3
Coding region: 1-648 (215 amino acids)
Molecular function (GO): calcium ion binding
Source: RefSeq, a predicted model, not a curated record